This is a messenger RNA of Ogataea parapolymorpha DL-1, 3390 nucleotides long. RefSeq names its product Protein SPA2. Bases 1 to 3390 code for a protein of 1129 amino acids. Lineage: Eukaryota; Fungi; Ascomycota; Pichiomycetes; Pichiales; Pichiaceae. Gene Ontology annotation, biological process: mating projection formation; pseudohyphal growth; invasive filamentous growth. Gene Ontology annotation, cellular component: incipient cellular bud site; cell cortex of growing cell tip; actomyosin contractile ring. Gene Ontology annotation, molecular function: MAP kinase scaffold activity. The transcript has a single exon. The record is from RefSeq and is a predicted model, not a curated record.
AUGACAGACGUGAAACGCAUUCUGCACUAUCACAAGGUGCUCAAGAAUUUUCUCGACACCUCCUCAGAUGCCUUAACGCCGGUGACUUCGUCCAGAGUCAUCAAGGCUAGAGAAAAAUUGGGUAAGCUCACGAGCUCACAAUUCUUUGAUCUGAGCACAGAUGUUUACGACGAACUACAGCGGCGGACCUCCGCGGAGUCGCUGCGUCCGGCGUUCCUGCCGGCGCAGUCCAAUUUCCAUCCUAAGCGGAACCAAGCCAGACAGAAGCUGGCGUCUCUUCCCGCGGGUCGAUUCAAAGAUCUAGUCAACGAUGUUCUUUUUGAAAUUGAAAGACAUCAGUCCCAGUACAUUAAAGAAGAAGACCAGAUCACCAGCCGUGCCGUGGAUGACCUCCCGAAGGAUUCAAGAGAGGUCAAUGAUCCGUUCCAGACCAAGGCGGUAAGCGAGAUGCCCAAAAGCCACAACAAAAAGCAGGAUUUAGUGCUGAACACCGUGGACCUCAAAACGCCGAUAAGUGAAAGGUUUCAGCCGUCGCCCGAUACGCCGACACAGCGAGAGAUCAAGAGCACCAAAGUUGUGCCUCAAAAGUCCGAACUAUCCUGGUCCAGCGACGAAGACGAUGUUCCUGAAUACAAGCCGUCGGGAAAUAGACGCUCGAACGGGUCUUUGACAGAAAAAAGCCCAGCCAAAAGCCCAACUAAAAGCCCAGCCAAGAGCAUUCCGCCUCCUUCGCCAGCACGUUCACAGCAGUACGCAGAGUCUUUCAAAAGCCCCGAGGCGGUGCGGUCGAAUGCCAGCUAUGCGCCUGCCCAGAGGCUUUCGAACGGCAGAGACAAGGACAAGGACAUCAAGCUGCUGAUGGAAGAGAGCAGCAGGAUGGACCAGAAGAUUUCCAGUCUUGAGUCCGAAUUGUCCGAACUCAAGAAGCAGAAGGCCGAGCUCGAGUCUGAACACACUCAGCUCGCUUCCUCCCACGAACAACUCAAGAAUGAGCUCAAGAAAUAUAAUAGAAUGUCUAAGGACAUGAAGAGAUUGCUGGAAGAGAAGGAGCAGCUGAAUAAAACCGUGAAGGAGAAACAUACGAACAUGGUUGCUCUGCAGGAACAGCUGCGCGGGAUUUCUGACAGCCAGAGCCUCCAUUUGGAGACAGAGAAUGCACUUAAAGACUUACAGGCCAAGCACGACACGCUCUUGGACGAGCACAGUUCCGUUAGACAACAGCUGGAGUCUGUGCAGCAGGAGAACCAGAGAAUGGCUUUUGAGCUGCAGGAGCUGCAAAGCCUCAAGCAGGAGAAACAGACCAGCGACAAGCUGGACCGGAUGGUGCAGCAACACAAGACUGUUUUGAACACCACGGAAACCAGCAAGCUCACAAAUCUCAACAAUGACUUGCUAAAAUGGCAGUCUAGAUAUGAGGAGGCAAGAUCCGAAAAAAUGGCCAAGUCGCUCUCUAAGUCUGUAGCACUGUCUGCUGAGGAUUUGCAGCCACUUAUCGACUCCAAGGGCCUUGUCACUAUGACGCAGGCGGUGAACUUCUACUCGUCUGUGGACUCCAUGCUCUUGUAUGUGACAGAAGACGAGAUCAGCACAGACCUUUUAUUCGAACGAACAGCCGUUUUAGUGACCCGUGCCAACGAAAUUGCCAAUGCAGGUAAAGGUGGAUCCGAGGACCUGGCCGACAAGAGCCGACUGGUGCAGUCUGCGAUUUCGAACGCUCUCACCAGCGCGCGGUACUAUGCCAUGUACAAGAGGUUUAUUCCGAAGCUGGUGAUCAACACUGCUGUGAACGAUGUGUGCUUUGCGGUGUCGGACUUUCUGAAAGUGGCCAAGUUGAAGAGUUCUGGCACUGCAUCGCAGCCGGUCCAGGAAAAGUAUCAGAAGCCAGUUCCUGAGCGGCUGGCUCUUGCCAAUGAUGCUGAACUCCUGAAUCGGACUGGUUCGUCAUUGGAGACGCCUAUUUCUCCGGCGCGGUCUGUUUUGAGCGACGACACAGAAUCGUCUGUGCGGCCGCUCAGAAUCACACAGAAGUUGAGCCAGGAAGCGGCUAAUGCUUCCGAAGCUCCAAAGAAGGUUUCCAAGCCUCCUGUGUUUUUAAACUCGUCGCCAGUUGGCACUCCGAUUGGACAGAUCCUGGUUACGCCUACAAAAACAGCCAAGGACGGAUUCUUCGACCACUCGCGCAAGUCUUCGGAGGAGGCACUAAAUAAUUCUCAAAGGACCUCUAGUCCGACAAAUAACUCCAACAAGCCAGAGGAAGAGACUAGAGAAGCAAGCAAACCUUCACAGCAAAAAGAGCUGCCUGUGCUGCCGAAGGAGACAUCCAGCCCGUCUAAAGCCCAGUUGGAGCAGAAACCGGCUACUGACAGCAACCGUGCCCUCUACAAGAACGCUAACGGUAGUGUGUCGUCGCUAGCCUCAAAGUUCUCGGCCAGCCAGGACCAGGAGUCGCCACUAAAGUCUCAUGCAUCCAAGUCGUCGCCAAAAGGCAACAUUCUUGCCAGGAUGAAAAUGCUGCAGGAGAACAGCGACAACGACAACUCUCCAACAAGAAGUAGGUCCGGUUCGCCAGCCAGAUACGUCUCUGACACGGCGUCGUCUGCGUUCGACAAGUUUGGAGCGCGCAGGAGAACGAGCGUGGACAGACCGACUUCGUCGGCCAACGGCACGGCCAGCAACUACACAGAGAAGCCGCAGGAGCCAGCGGAGCCAGCAAAGCAGCCAUUAAACACGUUGGAGUUGCCAAAGCCAGAAAAGCCCGUGUCUGCGGUGCGUGGCAGCGUCUACGACAACCCGAUGGCGCAGGAAGAGCCGGUCAGCAGAGACGGUCCGUCUUCGGGGCAGACGAUUCCGAGUGCCGGGAGCGCACUCCAGCCGCUAAGCGGACAGCACGAGACCACGGCCGAGAACUUUGAAGUGGAAAAAUUCAACACUCUGGACCCGGACAACACACUCAAGGAGCUGCUGCUGUACCUGGAGCAUCAGACCGUGGAGGUCAUUGCGGCGAUCCAGAAGCUGUUAGAGUCGAUCAAGAACCCGAAGGCCACAAAGUUGUUACUCAAGAAUGGUGCUGGCCAGAUCAUCGAGGUGGUCAAGCAGAUGGCAGAGGGAACAAACACGCUGAUGGCACAGACGAGGUACGCGGAGCAGAUGGGCCAUGCGCAGUACGUGGUGGAGGUUCUGGAGGACUGUGUGCGGCGGAUGGAGGCGCUGUAUUCCAGUGGAGACGAGCGCACAGACAGAGAGUACGCGGACAAAGCGUUCAAGCAGCGGUCUGCAGGCAUUGCGUUUGACGUUGCCCGCAGCACGAAGGAGCUCGUCAAGACUGUUGAAGAGGCAAGUCUACGUGACGACAUUGCUGUGAUCGACUCGAGACUGAACGGCGGGGUGUAG